ACCCUCCCAUCUCGUCUUACACCCCGCUCCUUUCUUGCACCAGGCCCAUGGAUUCCCUCUCCAUUGCCACCACCUUCUUCUUCCCCCUCGUCCUCAUCCUCUUCCUCUUCCACCUUCGCCGCCGCGCCCAGUCGCACCUCCCACUCCCGCCAGGCCCCCGUGGCUGGCCUCUCCUCGGCUCACUUCCCCUCCUUGGCCCCCUCCCCCACGUCGCCCUCGCCAACCUCGCCAAGCGCUACGGCCCCAUCAUGUACCUCAAGCUCGGCACCCACGGCUUCGCCGUCGCCUCCUCCCCGUCAGUCGCCCGUGCCUUCCUCCACACCCUCGACAUCCAGUUCGCCGACCGGCCCAUCAACGCCGCCGCCCGCAACGUCGGCUACGCCGGCGAAGACCUCGUCUGGGCCGACUACGGCCCUCGCUGGAAGCUCCUCCGCAAACUCUCCAGCGUCCACCUCCUUGGCCCCCCCGCACUCGCCCAGUGGGCUCCCGCCCGCCGGGCCGAGGUGGACCGCCUGGUCCGGUCCAUCCUCGACAUGAGCCGCCUCGGCGAGCCGGUCAAGGUCCACGGGAUGGUGAUGCGGACGCUGGCUAACGUAUUGGGGCUCGCCAUACUGAGCCGGCGGGUGUUCGACUCGGAAGGGGCCGAGUCGAGCGAGUUCAGGAGGAUGGUCUUGGAGGUGUUGAGGCUGUCGGGGUUGGUCAACAUAGCGGACUUCAUACCGUCCAUGAAGUGGCUGGACGUGCAGGGGAUCGAGCGUAGCGUUAAGAGUCUGCACCAAAAGUUCGACGCGCUGAUGACUCAGAUGCUGAAGGAGCACGCCGAGACCGCCGGCCAGCGGAAAGGGAGGCAGGAUUUCGUGGAUUAUCUCCUGGCCAAUUGCAAGGCCUCGAAUGGUGAGGUUUUGCUGUCUGAUGUCAACAUCAAGGGACUUAUUGUGGAUAUGUUUAUCGCGGGAACGGAUACAUCCUCGAUAACGAUCGAGUGGGCGUUUACUGAAUUGUUAACGAACCCUUCAGUCCUCAAGCGUGCUCAGCUCGAGAUGGACGAAGUAAUCGGCAGAGAUCGUAGGUUCGAAGAAUCCGACAUCCCAAAGCUCCCAUACCUUCAAGCGAUAUGCAAGGAAGUUCUUCGGAAGCACGCGACUACACCACUAAACCUCCCCCAUUUAGCCAGCCAAGACUGCGAGAUUGGUGGUUACUACAUCCCUAAGGGAACAAGGCUUUUAGUUAAUAUAUAUGCUAUUGGAAGGGACCCUGAUGUAUGGGACAACCCUCUCGAGUUUAAGCCUGAGAGGUUCUUAAGUGGUAAGGAUGCCAAAAUAGACGUGAAAGGCACUGACUUUGAGCUGAUACCUUUCGGAGCUGGGAGGAGGAUUUGUGCUGGUAAAAAUCUGGGGAUGCUAUUUGUGCAAUCCAUCUUGGGCACAUUGAUACACGCAUUUGAUUGGACGGUGCGUGAUGGAGAAGUGGUCGACAUGGAAGAGUCAUCUGGUCUUGCACUUCAGAAAACCAAUCCGGUUAUGGCUUUGGCUAGUCCUCGCUUAGCACCUAGUCUAUAUGCUUGACCAAGGUACCGGAUCGGCGUCGUUGGGGUUCAUAUUAUUAAGAUAUGGUGACUGGCUUGGCAGAUAUGAAUCUCGAUAUGCAGCCUCAAAUACAUGCGACAUAAGAAAGGUCUUAUGUCACUUUUGGCUACUAUUAAUAUGAAAUGUAUCAAUAAAUACAUGUAUGAGUCCUUUUCAUAAUUAAAUAUGGGGAUCUCCUACCAUCUACUUCUUAUUUCCUCAAAAACCAUAUUGUGUGGGUGGAGCGGGAAUAGAAAUUAAUAAGUUAUGUUUAAUUGUUGUAUUUGGAGAAUUUAAGAUUCAUAUUAUCAAAUUUGGAGCUACUUGGCUUGG
Elaeis guineensis (African oil palm) is the source of this 1898-nucleotide messenger RNA. Its product is annotated as flavonoid 3',5'-hydroxylase. The record is from RefSeq and is a predicted model, not a curated record. Gene Ontology annotation, molecular function: iron ion binding; heme binding; oxidoreductase activity, acting on paired donors, with incorporation or reduction of molecular oxygen. NCBI's taxonomy places the organism in Eukaryota, Viridiplantae, Streptophyta, Magnoliopsida, Arecales, Arecaceae.